Anoplopoma fimbria (sablefish) is the source of this 6147-nucleotide messenger RNA. RefSeq names its product patatin-like phospholipase domain containing 6 (gene pnpla6). Gene Ontology annotation, biological process: phosphatidylcholine metabolic process. NCBI's taxonomy places the organism in Eukaryota, Metazoa, Chordata, Actinopteri, Perciformes, Anoplopomatidae. The record is from RefSeq and is a predicted model, not a curated record. Gene Ontology annotation, molecular function: phosphatidylcholine lysophospholipase A1 activity. Gene Ontology annotation, cellular component: endoplasmic reticulum. The coding region runs from base 134 to 4300 and encodes 1388 amino acids. The transcript has 37 exons.
CUACUUUGCAGCCGCUUGGGUUUGAGCUUGUGUUUAUUUCCUUGUUUCUUUAGAGGUAAAUAAACAGUUUGGCUUGACUACCAGGGUCAAAGUGGUCGUUGAUGGACCAUCCCUAUGAAGAAACAGGGUUACAAUGGGACAGAGUACCUCGGAACAAGAGGUCCCAGGAGACGUCACCAGCGAGGAAGGGUUUGAUAACAUCAAGAUCCUUGUGGAGGAGGAACUACAGACCAGCAUGAUGGUGGGGAUGGUGAUUGGUGCGGGCAUCGCCAUAGUCCUCAUUGCCAUCCUCAUCUUCUUCAUCUUGCGGAGGAUCCAGCUUCGAAACAUAGAAGCUCAGGAGGCACCAAAAUACCGCUUUCGCAAGAGGGACAAAGUCAUGUUCUACGGGCGGAAGAUCAUGCGCAAAGUCUCGCAGUCUACCUCUUCCCUGGUGGGUACAUCCUCUUCCUCUCGGCAGCGCCUGAAGAAGAAGCAGAAGAUGCUCAACAUUGCCAAAAAGAUCCUGCGCUUUAAGAAGGAGGUGCCCAUCCUGCAGGCCAAGGAGCCCCCUCCCUCAGUGCUGGAGGCCGACCUCACCGAGUUCGAUGUGGCCAACUCCCACCUCCCCUCUGAGGUGCUCUACAUGCUCAAAAACGUCCGUGUGCUGGGUCACUUUGAGAAGCCCCUCUUCCUGGAGCUGUGUAAACACAUGGUGUUUGUUCAGUUCCAACAAGGGGAGUACGUCUUCAGGCCAGGCCAGCCUGACAGCAGCAUCUACGUGGUUCAGGAUGGAAAACUAGAAUUGUGCCUUACUGGAGCGGAUGGUAAAGAAAGUGUGGUGAAGGAGGUUUACCCCGGAGACAGUGUCCACAGCCUCCUCAGCAUCCUGGAUGUCAUCACAGGCCACCAGAAGCCUUACAGAACUGUGUCGGCGCGGGCUGCAGAGGUUUCCACUGUUCUCCGUUUACCUGUAGAGGCCUUCCUCGCUAUAUUUGAGAAGUACCCUGAGAGCCUGGUGCGGGUAGUACAGAUUAUCAUGGUUCGUCUUCAAAGAGUAACAGUCCUAGCCCUGCACAACUAUCUGGGGCUCACCAAUGAGCUCUUCAGCCAUGAAAUGCAGCCCUCGCGUCUGCCCCCGCCGUCUCCUCACCCAACUCGCACCAGUCCCAUCCGGCAUGGUAAGCGCUUUGGCAGCCUGACCGUAACUGAGGAGCAUCGGGAAGCUGCCGUUAAGGGUGAAGCUGCAGGAGGGGAACAAGGGAAGGACGGAGCAACAGUGCCAACUCUUUGCAGGACCAUCUCAAUGCCUGUGGACAUUGCUGGAAUGCAGAAAAGUCUGAGAUCGGACUUUGACAUGGCGUACGAAAGGGGGCGGAUAUCUGUCUCUGCAGAGGAAGGCAACACCCCUCCUACGUUUACUCGGUCUGUGUCCCAAGACCAGCGGGAGAGGAAGGUGAUAGUAGAUGAGGUUCCCUCAGGGAUCUAUCUGUACCCAGAGGAAGAGACUGGAGUGGACAAUAUUUUUACACCUGUGUCCAGUCGAUCCAAUGCUGUUUUGUUUGAGGAAGCUCAGAAAGAGAUCCUUAAACUCAUGAAGAUUGAGGACCCAUCCUUGUUGAAUGGGAAAGUGACUCUGCACCACGCAAAAGCAGGAGCAGUCUUAGCCAGACAGGGAGACCAGGACAUGAGUCUGCACUUUGUCCUGUCUGGUUGUCUGCAUGUCUACCAGCGGAUGAUUGACAAGCAGGAAGCCGUCUGCUUGUUUGUGACUCACCCGGGGGAGAUGGUGGGCCAGCUCGCUGUGCUCACUGGAGAACCCCUCAUCUUCACCAUCAAGGCCAUCCGCGACUGUACUUACCUCAAGAUCUCAAAGUCGGAUUUCUACGAGAUCAUGAGGGAGCAGCCCAGUGUGGUGCUGAGUGCGGCUCACACAGUGGCCAUCCGCAUGUCCCCUUUCGUCAGGCAGAUGGACUUUGCUAUCGACUGGAUGGCCGUGGAGGCCGGCAGAGCCCUCUACAGACAGGACGACCAGUCAGACUGCACGUACAUUGUUCUGAAUGGACGUUUACGUUCAGUCAUCCGCAAGUCUAACGGCAAGAAAGAACUAGUUGGGGAAUACGGCAGAGGAGACCUGAUUGGAGUGGUGGAGGCCUUGACCCGACAGCCAAGAGCCACCACGGUCCACGCUGUGAGAGACACAGAGCUGGUCAAACUGCCCGAGGGAACGCUCAACAACAUCAAGAGACGAUAUCCCCAGGUGGUGACAAGGUUGAUCCACCUGUUAGGCCAGAAGAUUCUGGGGAACCUGCAGCAGGGUCGAGGGCCCUUCUCAGGUUCAGCCCUGAGUCUGCCCAGUAUGACAGCCAGUGCUGAUGUCACUAACCCUGCCAGCAACCUCUCCACUGUGGCUGUGCUGCCUGUCUGUGAUGAUGUGCCGAUCAACGCAUUCAACCUGGAGCUCAGCCAUGCACUCAGUGCCAUUGGCCCCACUCUACUAUUGACCAGUGAAAUAAUCAGAGAGCGACUGGGCGGCUCAGCUUUGGACAGUAUCCAUGAGUACCGUCUCUCCGGCUGGCUGGCCCAGCAGGAGGACAUCAAUCGGAUUGUCCUGUACCAGACCGACAGCAGCAUGACCCCGUGGACUCAGCGCUGCAUCCGCCAGGCUGACUGCAUCCUCAUCGUCGGCCUGGGCGACCAGGAACCUGCCCUGGGAAUGUUGGAGCAGAUGCUGGAGAACACAGCUGUUCGGGCGCUGAAGCAGCUGGUCCUUCUGCACAAAGAGGACGGGCCGGGCCCCUCCAGGACGGUGGAGUGGCUCAACAUGCGAAGCUGGUGCUCCGGUCAUCUGCACCUCAAGUGUCCCCGCAGGGUCUUCUCCAGACGCAGCCCUAGUAAACUAAGGGAGGUAUAUGAGAAGGUGUUUGAGAAAACAGCAGACAGGCACAGUGACUUCUCUCGGCUGGCCCGAGUCCUGACUGGAAACAGCAUCGCCGUGGUGCUGGGAGGAGGCGGAGCCAGAGGCUGCUCUCAUGUUGGUGUGAUCAAAGCUAUGGAGGAAGCGGGGAUUCCUAUUGACAUAGUGGGUGGGACCUCAAUCGGAUCAUUCAUUGGUGCGCUGUACGCUGAGGAGAGAAGCGCCGUCAGAACCAAACAGAGAGCCAGAGAGUGGUCCAAGGCAAUGAACUCGGUAUUCAAAACAGUCCUGGACCUGACCUAUCCCAUCACCUCCAUGUUCUCUGGUUCUGCCUUCAACACCAGCAUCUAUAAAGUGUUCCAGGACAAGCAAGCCGAGGACCUGUGGCUGCCAUACUUCAAUGUCACCACUGACAUCACGGCCUCAGCCAUGCGUGUUCACCAGGAUGGUUGCGUCUGGCGAUAUGUUAGAGCCAGCGCCUCCUACACCCCCUAUUUACCUCCCCUGUGCGACCCCAAGGAUGGCCACUUGCUUGUGGAUGGUUGCUAUGUUAACAAUGUCCCAGGCUCUCUGUGGCGCUAUGUACGGGCGAGCAUGACCCUCUCUGGGUACCUGCCGCCUCUCUGCGACCCCAAAGAUGGAAACUUGCUAAUGGACGGUGGCUACAUCAACAACCUGCCAGCGGACAUUGCAAGAAACAUGGGGGCAAGAACAGUCAUUGCCAUCGACGUGGGUAGCCAAGACGAGACCGACCUCUGUAACUAUGGCGACAGCUUGUCCGGCUGGUGGUUGCUUUGGAAACGGAUCAAUCCCUGGGCAGAGAAAGUAAAGGUACCAGACAUGGCAGAGAUCCAGUCUCGGUUGGCCUACGUGUCUUGUGUGCGGCAGUUAGAGGUGGUGAAGAAGAGUGCCUACUGCGAGUACAUCAGACCGCCCAUCGACCGCUUCAAGACCAUGGACUUCGGCAAGUUUGACGAGAUCUAUGAUGUUGGCUACCAGCACGGAAAGCUGCUGUUCACUGGCUGGGCCCGAGGCGACAUUAUCGAGAACAUGCUGAAAGACCACCGCUCAGCCGACUACAACGACAGCAAGAGAACUGACUCCUGCACAUGUCCAGGAGCUGACUUCACUGACCUUGCAGAGAUUGUCUCCAGGAUAGAGCCAGUCCAAAGCUACGUAGCUGCAGAAGCAGAAGAGUCAGACUGUCUGACAGAGUAUGAGGAAGACGGGAUGGACACGGUGAGAGAGGAGGACGGGGAGGAAGAAGAGGAAGAGGACCCUGAGGACAACUCCCCUGGAGAGUGGGGCCAGAAUGGAGUCUUUCAGACUGAUGAGGAGAAGUCAGUGAGACAACGCAGGAAACUCGCCAGCGACUCCAACACCUCCGAAGUCUCUGACUGCUGACAGAGGGCCAUGGAGGACUAGAGGGAGACGAAAACAAGACCGAGGGCCAAGUUACGGGUCCAUAAACUGUCAAGGCUAGAGACUUGGACGCCACGCUCAGCCUCUGCGACUUCUGAAACUCUGAGAUGCCGUUUUUGUUUUUCUGCAGGAAAUCGUCCCUGCUCUAACUUGUUGAAACUUCGUUGCAUCGAGUGGCUUCUUCCUCACUCUCACACUGUUCGCACUCUGACCCCACCAUCAAAAAGGAAUAUGUACGGCCUUGAAUAAGAACGCUCUUCCCCACCAAGCGGUUUCUCUUAUCUCAUUCACACCAAACUGACCCGUUGCCAGAAUCCCUGCCUGCCAACACCCAAACCUGCCAAAACCAGGGACUAAAACAGUAACCAACACAACAAAACAGGGACACUUAAAGCUUCCAAUUCAAUCCCCCGUUUCUCAGUUUCAAACGGCCAUAAAGACCCCCAUCUGUGUCUCCGAGUCUUUACGGGUGUCUCUAAUGUCGGUACAUCUUCAUUGCACUCCAUCAUUGACGAUUUAACGUAUCACACGGUCCUUUAAUUUCUUGUGUGCGCUUUUUCGGAUGAGUUUGUAUAUUUUGCCCGUGUGUUAGGAUGACGGUUGGCUGUAAUUUUGUGGAAAUAAUAUAAGGACACUGAAAAGAAAAGUAAGCUAUACAUACAAUAGAGAUGUAGUUAGGAAGAGUUUUGUAAAUUUAGCGUUAGAUGUCAAGGAGAGGGGAGGGGAGGGGAAGCUGUAGGUUGAGUAUAUGUUCAUGUUGACAUCCAAGUGGACUUUAUGUUGAAUGAACAGAGCAGAACGUAGAUGGAUUCAAAUUAGGAGAGGUUGAAAGAAUAAGACGGGUUUAUGAAUUUAGAGAGUUUUGAAAUACAUCAAUGAGAUAAAAGUGUGUGGACCGAUGAAAAGAGAUGGACCAGUGAGUUAAGUGUUAUUUUAAUUUAAUUUAUUUAAGAAUCACCCAGAAUAGAGUAGAGGGAACUUGAUGCACCGUUGGUAGAUUAAACUGAACAGAGGAUGCAGUGAGGAUGAAUGAGAUGAUUUGUGUGAGUGGAUGAUUUUGUGUCUGCCUGUUUGGAAUUAAGUGUUUUUAGCUGUCAUGUUUGAAAUGAAGCCAGAUAAAGACGAUGCCUUUUCUACCUGUGUUUUGAUCCGCUCACAGUAGUCAGUGACUGUGAAGAGAGCGAUCAUUUGACUGACACUACACACAUUACUCUGCUUGCACGAAGUCACAAAUGCAGUACUCAAGGUUCCUGCGUGUAGUGGACAUCAAGGUGUGUGUGUGACGGUGUAUCUGGGACCGGACAGUGAUGAAAACCUACAUUUAGCUAACACAUUAUUGUUGGAUAAUACGCAGAAACCCUGAGAACUCCUUAACUUCAAAUGGGCAGAAAUUCACCUCAUGUAACUAUUAACACUUGAUUAACAUGGACCUCCCGUAGAUUGUAACAAGAGUAUAUGAUAAUAUUCACAAUGCGGAUAUUCAUAUAUGUAUAUGAGGUGGAAAUGUGUAAGUUGAUGCUUUGCUGCAAAACAAGGGAACCUACACCUAAACAUAGAAAUGUUUUUUUCCUCUUAAAAUGCAUUCAGUUUUAUUCAUGUGUGUGUUAACUAAUGGCUAUUUAUGAAUGAUUUUCUUUUUUUAAUUUGGGGGUUGGGGGAUGUUUUAUUUUAAUUAACUUGGCUUUAGCUGUUUUGCACUGAAAUAUUUGAAUUAUUCCUUGCCCAGAAGAUGUUUGGUUUAAUUUCAGCCAACCUUGAGAUGCCAAGGGAAUCUAAAGAAUAAAAACAGAGAUGAUAAUUUAAUAUGCAUAUUGAAAAAUAAAAGAAUA